Molecule: messenger RNA, 1306 nt
Organism: Hevea brasiliensis (rubber tree)
Lineage: Eukaryota; Viridiplantae; Streptophyta; Magnoliopsida; Malpighiales; Euphorbiaceae
Product: putative serine/threonine-protein kinase
Exons: 6
Biological process (GO): protein phosphorylation
Molecular function (GO): ATP binding; protein kinase activity
Source: RefSeq, a predicted model, not a curated record
UACUUCGUGAUUAGCUACAGAUAUUCACUUCUAAACAUAAAGUUCCCUCUUUGUGGUUUAAGUUGUUUCUCCUCUUCUACCUCAAAACUCACCAUCAACACAACUAUUCCAGGUGAACAGAACCAUGACAACCUGCGAAUUUUCUCUUUAGAGGAACUGGAAAUCGCCACUCAUGGCUUCUCUUACUCGAACAAAAUUGGAAAAGGUGCCUUAGGUUCUGUGUACAGGGGCCGUUUGCAGGAUUGUUCUAUUGUAGCUGUGAAGGUUCUUUCUGUGGAGAUUGAAUCGAUGCGAGUAGAGAGAGAAUUCAUAUCUGAAUUAGCUGCACUAUCUAGUAUCAAGCAUGAAAAUCUUGUUAAAUUUCAAGGUUGCUGUGUUGAUGGAACCAGCAGAUUUUUGGUCUACGAUUACAUGGAAAACAAUAGCCUAGCACAGACCCUACUUGGCAAAGAGCGAAACAGGAUGAAAUUUAGCUGGGAAGCUAGGAGGGACAUUUCUUUAGGAGUUGCUCGUGGACUUGCCUAUCUUCAUGAGGAGGUUGAACCUCAAAUUGUGCAUAGGGAUAUAAAAGCAAGCAAUAUACUUCUUGAUCAAAAUUUUACUUCCAAAGUUGCUGAUUUUGGUCUUCCCAGGAUACUUAGAGACAAGGUUUCCCAUGUUAGUACUCGAGUUGCAGGGACAUUAGGAUACCUUGCUUCAGAACACGCCAUUAAGGGACAUUUGAGUCGAAAAUCGGUUGUUUACAGUUUCGUAGUACUGCUGUUGGAAAUUAUCAGUGGGCGAUCUGCAGUGGAUUUUGACUUGGAACUUGGUGAAAAUUGCCUAGUUCAAAAGGCUUGGCAAGCAUACGAGGCCAGCAAACUUAUACAAUUAGUAGACCCUACUCUUACUAUGAAUUUCCCACAAGAAGAAGCUCUUCAGUUCUUGAAGGUGAGCCUUCUUUGCGUACAAGAAGUAGCCAGGCUCCGGCCACAAAUGUCAGCGGCCGUUAAAUUGUUGAAUAAUGAAACUGAUAUCCGAAAUGUUCAGAUUUCUCAACCUGGAGUUGCAUCAAAUUUCAAACGUAUCAGAUUACAUCAGGAACACACAUCUGAAAGCACUUCCUCCAGGGGAUCAACCAUGAUGAGCAUGCCUAGUGCUACUUAAUUUUUUCUUUAAUUUUUUUUUUUUGAUGUUACAGAAUAAUCUUAUUAACACACAAGAAUUUACAAUGUAGAAAUCCUAUAGUGGAAGCUUUCUUUAACCAUUUUCUUUAUCUUCUCUGCAAUAGUUAUAUAUAUAUUUCAUAUUUGUAACCUUUCUUUAA